AAGUAACCUGUACAACACAGCGCUUGUCGUGCUGGAAUUUUGAAGCACAGAGUUAGGUAUUAUUAUUAUUAUUAUUUUGUAGUGUCAAUGUUAAAAACGCAGCAUAUAUAUUCAUUCGGUUGUGAGCAAGAUCUCGGGAAGUGGCGCAGUCACAGCGCAGUCAAGUGGCAUAGUUUUGCAUUGUGAUAUUGUGGCGAGCACGAUCGCUGCCCCUACUUUCUUUCGUCGAGGACAGGACAGAUACAGUUAUUGCGAGACACCGCCUGCAAGGAACUUUCGGCCCGCAUCAUAUCCCUCGGUGCGGCCCGGCAGAGUAGAAAACAAUAUUGAAAAAUACACCCAGAAAGGCCAGCCAGCAUGAGCGCCGCAAAGGAGGGAAGAAAGACAGAUGGCGGCUCCGAAAGGAGCAGCCGGGCCAGCACAACCGUACUGAAAAUAAUUGGUGUGGACAAACUAUGCUUGCCAAAAGUCAAGGGCCCGACUACGCGCAUGAAGCUUCUCAACGACGUCGCCGCCUCUGCCAAGCCGGAGAAACGUGGUAGCCUUGGUGGCGCUCGCAUUAAAAUUCUCAACGAGGAGGCAUUGUGCACCCCGAAAGCCGACAAACGCAGCCCCCAAAAGACAGUCAGUCCAUCGGGCUCUGUCAAGAUAUUAAACGAGAAGCGAAUGGCCCCAUCGACGGCUACGGCUGUGGAGACGACAAAGAUCAAGACGUCCCCAACCAAACAGAAGAAGAAAAUGGAUCAUUAUGUGCUGCAGGCCGUAAAGGCCGAGAACAGCAAAGUAGACACCACAUCUAGUGUUUCCGAGGAGGACGAGAGCAUUGCCUUCAUCCUAGCCGACGACGAAGAGGCGGAACCUGUGGCUGGUCGAGCCAAUGACGAGGAAAUUGUGGUUUCAAGUGCAGAUGAGGACGACGAGGAGGGCGAUACUUCGGUGGAACGCACCAGUAGCGGCCAGGGGACGAUCAAGGAAAUGGUCGAACAUGUUUGCGGCAAGUGCUACAAGACGUUCCGUCGCGUGAAGAGCCUGAAGAAGCACUUGGAAUUCUGUCGCUACGACAGUGGCUAUCAUCUGCGCAAGGCGGAAAUGCUCAAGAACCUGGAGAAGAUUGAAAAGGAUGCUGUGGUGAUGGAGAAAAAGGACAUUUGCUUCUGCUGCAGCGAGAGCUACGACACCUUUCAUUUGGGCCACAUCAAUUGCCCCGAUUGUCCAAAGUCAUUCAAGACGCAGACCAGCUAUGAGCGUCACAUCUUCAUCACGCACUCGGAGUUCAACACCUAUCCCUGUUCCAUUUGCAACGCCAAUUUGCGCAGCGCCGCCUUGCUGACGCUUCACGAGGAGCAGCACAAGUCGCGCGGCAAACCGUUUGCCUGUAAGAUCUGCGGCAAGGACUUUACCCGCUCCUAUCACCUGAAGCGCCACCAGAAGUACUCGUCCUGCUCGGCCAAUGAGAACGAUACCAUGAGCUGUAAGGUGUGCGAUCGUGUCUUCUAUCGCCUCGACAAUCUGCGCUCGCAUCUGAAGCAACACUUGGGCACACAAGUGGUGAAAAAAGCAGAGUAUAUGUGCCACACCUGCAAGAACUGCUUCUAUAGCCUGUCCACGCUGAACAUACACAUACGCACCCACACUGGGGAGAAGCCUUUCGAUUGCGAUCUGUGUGACAAGAAGUUCUCGGCCUUGGUGGCUCUCAAGAAGCAUCGACGCUACCACACCGGCGAGAAGCCCUACAGCUGCACAGUCUGCAAUCAAGCUUUUGCCGUCAAGGAGGUGCUCAAUCGCCACAUGAAGCGACACACCGGUGAGCGUCCGCACAAGUGCAACGAGUGCGGCAAGAGCUUCAUCCAGGCCACCCAGCUGCGCACCCAUUCCAAAACCCAUAUUCGACCCUACACCUGCGAUUUGUGUGAUGAAAAGUUUAAGACAGAGAAACAACUCGAGCGUCAUGUUAAGGAGCACACACGACAGAAGCGCGCCUCUUUCUCUUGCACUGAAUGCAAGCGUACCUUCCGCACCCCGGCCUUGCUCAAAGAGCACAUGGAUGCCGGCGAUCAUUCGCCGAAACCGCAACGCGCCAAGCGCUCAACCACCAAGGUUAUCGAGCGCACAGACUGCGCCAUUUGUGACAAGAACUUCGACAGCACCGAGACCUUGCGCAAGCAUAUCCGCUCUGUCCACGAAUGCGAUCCGGAUGACAUCUUUGGCGUCGAACCGCCAGCAGCAAAGCGCAGCAAGAAGUCCAAAAAGUCUGAUGACGCAGACGAGGAUACAGAGACCGUGGACCUUAAUACAUCGGCGGGUUCGCUGAUUUCCAGCCAAACAGACGGGAAUGGCGUUGUGGUCAGGGAGUUUCUGGUGGACGAUGGCACUGCCCAGACCAUUUUGCUGGAGAACGCAACGUACACCAUUCUGCCCCUGGAUGGGGGCAACAGCAGCGGCACUGAACAGGCGCCCGGAACUGGGAACAAUGUCAAGCCGGAGUCCAACAAAAGUGAGUCGAAGAAAGCGGCGGCUACCCCGGUUGUCAAGAAGGAGCAGCGAAAAUCCCUGGCGGCCAGCUUGGCCGCAGCUAUUGCGGACAACAUGGAUGAGCCGACAAGUGACGAUGACUUCAGCGGCGACGUACUCACCGAAUCCGACCUGAAGCUCAAGGAGAAUGUGGGCAAACUGAUUGACAUGCUGGUCGAUCCGCACGUCCUCAAGAAGUACGGCUGGCCCAACACCUCCGAGGAGACAAUGCUAUGCAAGGUGAUCGAGAACUGUGGCCACGAUCUGAGCAAAGAUGAGGAGAACUACACCGAGCUGGAAUACGGGGAUCGUAUGCGCGAAUAUUGUAAGCUUCUGUUCACUGUGGUCAUCCACAACGAAUCCAUUCGGUCCCUGCUGAACAAUUUCCCCAUCGACGAUGUCAUCGAGUAUGUCCUGGGCGACGAGGACCAGGACGAAGAGGAGGAGGAUGGCAAGCAAAAAGACAGUGAUGCUGCGUCCGACCACAAGUCGGAAACCGCAGAGACCCCAGCUGAUAAGGAAUAGGGAGCAUGAAACACCUUAAUUUUAGAUAAAGUUACACUUUUUAUAUCGGUUUCGGUUCAAACACCAAGUGACCUUAGAAAUGAAUGUAUCCGAUCCGCCUGUUUAUUGGUUAGGUGCAUCCUAAACGACUUAUACACAAAAGAGGAAACACCCUUGCUGACACAAAUGUUGAAGAUAUUUUAGUAAUUUUGAUAUUAUAUUUACACAUUAUACACAUUACUAAACUAUAUCCAUGCGGGACAUCCUAUCCAACUAUUUUUGAUAGAAACAUAUUAUACACAAUUAUUAACGAUGUA
Messenger RNA from Drosophila pseudoobscura, 3332 nucleotides. RefSeq names its product suppressor of Hairy wing (gene su(Hw)). The transcript is spliced from 7 exons. The record is from RefSeq and is a predicted model, not a curated record. Gene Ontology annotation, molecular function: DNA-binding transcription factor activity, RNA polymerase II-specific; RNA polymerase II cis-regulatory region sequence-specific DNA binding. NCBI's taxonomy places the organism in Eukaryota, Metazoa, Arthropoda, Insecta, Diptera, Drosophilidae. Bases 358 to 3036 code for a protein of 892 amino acids. Gene Ontology annotation, biological process: regulation of transcription by RNA polymerase II.